This is a messenger RNA of Drosophila navojoa, 4923 nucleotides long. RefSeq names its product Protein strawberry notch (gene sno). Gene Ontology annotation, molecular function: histone binding; chromatin DNA binding. The record is from RefSeq and is a predicted model, not a curated record. Gene Ontology annotation, biological process: regulation of DNA-templated transcription. NCBI's taxonomy places the organism in Eukaryota, Metazoa, Arthropoda, Insecta, Diptera, Drosophilidae. Gene Ontology annotation, cellular component: nucleus.
CAACAACAACAGCAACAACAACAGCAGCAAUAACAUUACCGUGGUGCGGCCAACGAUUGUGACGCAUACAGCAAAGCCAACAAUUGUGGGCGGCAAAUUUACGGCGCUGCCAACGACGAUAACAACUAAAGUCGCCCUAGCGGACAAGGGCCCAAACAACAUGCCAAAGAAAUUGACGGCGGGAGCAGCAGCUGCCAGCGGCGCCAAUAACACACGGAUUGGCGCAAGUGGCGCCGGCAGUGGCCUAAGUGCAGCCAGCGCCUAUUUGAACAGCGGUGCCGGCAACUAUUUGAACAGCCUUAGCACCAAUGACCUGAUGAGCCUGGCCGCCUAUGUCGCAUCCAAGGGAUCUUCAGUGAAUAGCAACAACAACCUAAUCAACAACAACAACCUGAACAACAAUAACGGCACCAAUAGCUUCUUUGCCAAUAGCGGCGGCGCCUCAACUUCAGCCGCCUCUGCUGCCAAUUUCAAUAUGGCCGCGUCUUUAUUGGCGCAGAUGAGCUAUGCGGGCGGUGCCACGCCCAUGCGUACGCCGUUCAAGCCGCAGCCGGUGGGCAUGGCAGCAGGUGUUACUGCCAGCGCCACACUGAAGAGCAGCAGCGCCGUUGGCGGUGCCACGCCCCAGGCGGCAGCCAGCGCUGGCGCAGCGGGCGGCGGGAUGAAGGUGAACACCACGAUGCUGGAGAAGCUGCAGAAGCUGAUCUCGCUCAAUCCGGAGUACUUGACCAGUGGCAUACCCAAUCAUGUGAUGACGCAGCUGUUCAUGCAGCCGUCGCAGCAGCAGCACCAGCUGCAGCAACAGCAGCUGCAACAGUUGCAGCUGCAGAAUGCGGCUGUGGCGAACGCCAAUGCGGCGACGGCGGCGGCGGCGGCGGCGGCGGCUGUCUACGUGCAGCAGGAGGAGGAUGAGGUCGACUAUGAGGAGAUGGGCGUGGCCGAGACAUACGCCGACUAUUGGCCAGCCAAACUGAAGCUAGGCAAGAAGCAUCCGGAUCCGGUCGUGGAGACCGCCUCGCUCAGCUCCGUGGAGCCGUGCGAUGUCUACUACAAGCUAUCCAUACCCGCCGAAACGAUCAACAGCGGCCAGCUGAGCGCCCUGCAGCUGGAGUCCAUUACGUACGCAUCGCAGGCGCACGACCAUCUCCUGCCGGACAACAGUCGGGCGGGCUUCCUAAUUGGCGAUGGCGCCGGCGUGGGCAAGGGCCGCACCAUCGCCGGCAUCAUCUACGAGAACUAUCUGAAGGGGCGCAAGAAGGCGCUCUGGAUAUCCGUCUCCAAUGAUCUCAAAUACGAUGCGGAACGCGAUCUCAGCGACAUUGGAGCCACGCGCAUCGAAGUCCAUGCGCUCAAUAAGUUUAAGUACGCCAAGAUCAGCUCCGAUGCGAAUAACAACUGCAAGCGCGGCGUCAUCUUUAGCACCUACUCGGCGCUGAUUGGCGAGUCGAACAACAAGACGGGCAAAUAUCGUUCGCGCUUCCGCCAGCUGCUGCAGUGGUGCGGCGAGGACUUUGAGGGGCUCAUCAUCUUCGACGAGUGCCACAAGGCGAAGAACCUGUGCCCCGUCGGCUCCGGCAAACCCACCAAGACGGGCCAAACGGUGCUCGAGCUGCAGCAGAAGCUGCCCAAGGCGCGAGUCGUUUAUGCGUCGGCCACAGGCGCCUCCGAGCCGAAGAACAUGGCCUAUAUGGUGCGGCUCGGGCUGUGGGGCCAGGGCACGGCCUUUGCCACAUUCGGUGACUUCAUUACGGCCGUGGAGCGACGCGGCGUCGGUGCGAUGGAAAUCGUCGCCAUGGACAUGAAGCUGCGCGGCAUGUAUAUAGCGCGCCAGCUGAGCUUCAAGGGCGUCAGCUUUAAGAUCGAGGAGGUGCCGCUCUCCAAGGAGUUUCGCCGGAUCUACGAUCAGAGCGUCGAGCUCUGGGUGGAGGCGAUGCAAAAGUUUACGGAAGCCGCCGAGCUGAUCGACGCCGAGAGCCGCAUGAAGAAGACAAUGUGGGGACAGUUCUGGUCGUCGCAUCAGCGCUUCUUCAAGUACCUCUGCAUUGCGGCCAAGGUCAAUCAUGCGGUGCUCAUCGCCCGCGAGUCCAUCAAAUACGGCAAAUGCGUCGUCAUCGGCCUCCAGUCCACGGGCGAGGCGCGAACUCUUGAUCAGCUGGAGCGCGAUGAUGGCGAACUAACCGAUUUUGUGUCCACAGCCAAAGGCGUCUUCCAGUCGUUUGUUGAGCGACAUUUUCCAGCGCCCGAUCGCAAUCGGAUCAAUCGCAUUUUGGGCCUGUACGACGAGGGGCCGGCCAUCAAGCAGGAGCCCAAUCAGACGCUCAACAACAACAACAACAACAACUGCAGCAGCAGCCGCAGCGGCACCACCACCACCACCACCACCACUAGCAGUAGCAGCAGCAGCAAUCGGAGCAAGCGCAAAGGCGCCAACGCGACGGCGAGCGGCCGCAAGUCGAAGAAGAAGAAGCGCAGCGGAUCGUGGCAGUACAGCGACAGCGAUGAGGAGGCGGCGCACACGUCCAGCGGGGAUUUGGACAACAACAGCGACGAGGCGCCGGACAGCGAUGAUGCGUUCAAUGUGGACAACAAUGAUGAGGACGAGGACGGGGACGACGAUGAGAACCGGAACGAGGAUGACGAUGAUGACGAUGACGAUGACGAUGAUGAUGAUGAUGAUGAUGAGGACGAGGACGAGGAUAAGCAUGACAAUGACAGCGACAGGCAUAGCGUCGCGAGCGACUGCAGCUCCGACUUCAAUCCGUUCUUUCUCAGCGGCAGCGACAGCGACAUGGAUCCCUGGGUGAAUGCGCGCAGCAAGAAGACCAGCGGCAAGAAGACCCAGAAGAAGGCCAAGAAGAAGAAGGGCAGCAAGGAGGCCAAGUCCAUCAAGAAGGAGCCCAAUACGAGCAGCAACCACAAUAACAACAACAACAACAACAACAACAAUGCAGCGAUGUCGGCAACGGUGGCCGCCGCCCUGAACGCGGCCAAGAGCCGGAAACCCCCGCAGCUGUCCACACAGGACAAGAUCCAGGAUCUGCUGCAGAAGAAGCAGGAGCUGAAGGGCACCAUGACGCCGGUGGGCGUGAAUGGGGUGAAGCUGAACUACGGCCCGCCGCCCAAGGAUGCCAUCGAGCGGGCGUGCACCAUGAAGGAGGAGCUGCUGCGCAAGAUCGAAAAGCUCGGCGCUCGGCUGCCGCCGAACACGCUGGACCAGCUGAUCGACGAGCUGGGCGGGCCGGAUAACGUGGCCGAGAUGACCGGCCGACGGGGUCGGGUCGUCCAGAGCGAUGACGGCUCCAUUCAGUAUGAGUCGCGCACCGAAUCGGAUGUGCCGCUCGAGACGCUCAACAUAACGGAGAAGCAACGCUUCAUGGACGGCCAGAAGGAUGUGGCCAUCAUCUCGGAGGCCGCCUCCAGUGGCAUUUCGCUGCAGAGCGAUCGUCGCGUCUUCAACCAGCGACGGCGCGUUCACAUCACACUGGAGCUGCCGUGGUCCGCGGACCGGGCGAUCCAACAGUUUGGCCGCACCCAUCGCUCCAACCAGGUGAACGCGCCCGAGUACAUCUUCCUCAUCUCGGACCUGGCCGGCGAGCGCCGUUUCGCCUCGACGGUGGCCAAGCGGCUCGAGUCGCUGGGCGCCCUCACGCACGGCGAUCGGCGCGCCACGGAGACGCGCGAUCUCUCCCAGUUCAACAUUGACAACAAGUACGGCCGGCAGGCCCUGGAGACGGUCAUGCGCACCAUAAUGGGCUACGAGACGCCGCUGGUGCCGCCGCCCACCGACUACAAUGGCGAGUUCUUCAAGGACAUUGCCGGCGCCCUGGUGGGCGUGGGCAUCAUAGUCAACAGCGAGAGCCAUCCGGGCGUGCUCAGCCUGGACAAGGACUACAACAACAUAUCCAAGUUUCUCAAUCGCAUCCUCGGCUGCCCGGUGGACCUGCAGAACCGACUCUUCAAGUACUUCACGGACACCAUGGCGGCCAUCAUCAACCAGGCCAAGCGUGGCGGUCGCUUCGAUCUGGGCAUUGUCGACCUGGGCGCAGCCGGCGAGAACGUGACCCGCGUGCGUCUGAUCCGCUUCAUGCGCAAACAUGCCACAGGCGUGGCGCCCACAGAGCUCCACACGGUGCGCGUGGAGCGCGGCAUGAUCUGGCAGGAGGCCAUUGACAAAUAUGCGGAUCUGUUCAACGAGCACGAGGGCUUCUACACGUCGCAUCAGCUGCGCAAUCACAAGCGCACAGCCAUCCUGGUGGUUGUCAUCGAGCAGCCGGCGGCGGCUCGCAGCUCCGGCGAGGCCGACGGCAGCAGCAGCAGCAAGGCGCAGAAGAAGAAGACGCGCAGCAAGAAGGAGAUCAUGUGCCAGAUCUACCGGCCCAACACCGGGCUGCAGGUGCGCCACGAAUCGCUCUUCGAGCUGGAGAAGAAGUACCGCAAGGUGAGCAGCGAGGAGGCCGAACCGCAUUGGACCGAGCAAUACGAUGCCUCGGUGCACACCUGCUCCCACGCCUAUUGGAAUGGCAAUUGCCGCAACGUCAGUCUGGGCAACGACUGUGAGGUGGGUCUUCGACAGCGCCUCUAUCAUGUAUUGGCCGGCUCGGUGCUGUCCGUCUGGGGACGGGUCGAGCAUAUACUGAACACGCGCUCCAACAGCAAAAUGCAGGUGAUACGCAUGAAGACAACGGAGGGGCAGAAAAUCGUCGGCACUAUGAUACCAAAGUCAUGCUAUGAGCCGCUCAUGAAUGAUUUGCGCAGCGACUCGGAGAAGCAGGAGGAGUUCAACUAUUAGAAAACAUUUCAAUUAAUCACUUUCACUCCAUCCACCCAAGUGUGAAACCCUAAUCCAAUCCACGACGAGAUCUAUUUCAUACUCGUCGGACUCUUCAAAACAUUUAUAAAAGCCCAACCAAGAAAAAUGAAGCA